Molecule: messenger RNA, 2080 nt
Organism: Vitrella brassicaformis
Lineage: Eukaryota; Vitrellaceae
Source: the annotation of a GenBank genome assembly
CCGCCCUCAUUGUACGUGUCGCUCCCCUACACACGUCCCUCCGUCUGCUGUCUAUCCAUGCGUCGCCCCUAUCGCUCUCCAUCCAUCCCUCUCUGCGAUGGGUGAGUGUGUCUAGCUGGGUGGGCAGCUAGCUAGCUGGCUACACGCCGUUGGUGAGGCCCUUGUUGAGCUUCUGGUACAUCAGGUACCAAUGAACCGUCUGACGGAUGCCCUGAUGGACCAGUGGAUUGAUGGGAGGGGCACAGGUAUGCGUCUGGCGGCUGUUGCUGUUAGUGUCUGUGCGUCUAUAUCGAAACUUACGUCGUCGAGUGAGACCUUCGGGUGGAAGUUCAGGAUUGCCUGGGCGCGCUUCUGGUCGGCACUGAUACACACGAAGAUGGAGAGACAUACAUGGAGAUAUGAAUGUACCUCUGUCUGCAUGUGUGUGUAAGCAGCCAGCUGGUCCACCUGGUGAGCGGCACAUCGCCGGGUUGGUCAGGCAUUUGGUUGAUGAGUGCCUUCUUGCCGCAGUGCUUCUCGAUCGUCGAUAUCAACUCGUUCAACGUGUGCGUCGCACCACCACCUACACACACACUGAUCCAUGUAAGCAGCCAUGCCAAAUGAUAAGUGUUUGCAUGUUUGCGUACCGAGGUUGACGAUUUCGUAUGGUCUUGGGUUGUCGAUGGCUGCGAUGACGCCAUCCACUAUGUCAGAUAUGUAAGUGAACUCCCUGUUGAGCAACCGAUUGGUGGGAGGGGCCAUUGCAAGGGCCGCACGAGUGUGUGGGGUGUGUGUGUGUGUGAGUACCUGAUGGCAGAUCCGUCUCCAUAUUUGUCGAUGGCUCUGUCGUGGUAGAUGCGAUCGAUGAACUUGUACGCAGCCAUGUCAGGCCGACCUCUGAAACACACACAUCCAUCACUCGUACUCGUGCACACAGGUCAAUGUCUCUCUGUGUGUGUGUGUGUGUGUCGAUCUGUGUGUGUGUGUCGGUGUUUGACCUGGGUCCGUAUACGGUGAAGAAUCUGAGGCAGGUGACAUUCUGGUUGUACAGGUGGUGGUACGUGUGCGCAAACAACUCGCAGCUCCGCUUCGUCGCAGCGUAAGGGCUGAUCUGCACACACGCACACACACACACACACGCAAAAACACCGACGACGGCAAACAUGCAAUGCCGCAUCUGUGUGUCCUUUUCUGCCCGCUUGGCUGCAUACGGGUUUGUUGCAGAGUUGGUCUUCGCUGAAUGGGGGUGUGGAGCUCUUGCCGUAGACGCUCGACGACGAGGCCAUGACGAAGUUGGGCACGUUGUGCUUCCUGGACAACUCCAACAGGUGAACGGUCGCCAAGAUGUUCGUCUGCACAUUCGCUGAACAACACACACAUGCAAGCAGGCGCCGUGCGUGUGGCGAUAACCGAUCCAUGUGUCCAUCCAUCUCUCUCUCUGUCGGUUUUGAUGACGGCCUACAGAUGGCGUGUUGGAUGGAGUGUCUGACGCCAGCCUGAGCCGCCAGGUGACAGAUGACGUCGAACUUGUGCUCCUCGAACACCUGACACACACCCACGGGCACAUGGCCAUGCAGAUACUCACACGCGCCCGCCCGUCCCGUUGUCGCGCCACUCACCUUAGUGACCGCGUCGAGGUCCCUGAGGUCGAUGAGGUAUUCGGUGAGUUUGCCGGUGGGGACGCUCCUGAGUAUGUCGAGGGUGUGCUCCUUCAGGCGCUGGUCGUAGUAGUCAUUCACAUUGUCCAGCAGCACCACCUGCACACACCACACCGCACACACAACAGACGCAUCCACAACACAUCCAUCCAGCGAGAUCUCGCGCAGACAAAGGUGACUCUGUCCGUCUGUCUGUCUUAUGCCGUGCCGUGUGUGUGUUUGGCUUUGUAUGUCUUGUCUGACCUCGUCUCCCCUCUUGAGCAGCACUUCGCAUGUGUGGCCGCCCACGAAGCCGGCGCCGCCCGUCAACAGCACCUUCAUGCCGACGCACAACCACAGAUGCCGCUGGUGGUGCAGCAACAGCAGCAGCAGCAGCAACAAGCACACCCACCAAGACCUCUGUAUACCGGGGAAGGGGAAAGGAGGAGCGGCGCGGAUCUUCC